AUGCCUCCUCGAGGACUUCGAUCCUUUGGCAAUCGUGCACUGCCUUAUACGCCCAUCAGGUCUGCAUCGUCGACUAGCAACUGGUCUUUCCGAUCAGCACCCUCUUCAAGUAGCACCGAUUCAACAACUUUCUGGCGCACACCUCCGAAGAAAUGGAAACGCUCCUUGUCAUGGAUCAGAGAGAUACCAACGCCAAAUAUAACCUUGAUCGGACAGCACAUUUCCUCUCGGCAGAAAAUACUCUUCAUUCUCCUCGGUCUUUUCACGUUCCUUCUGUUACUUCCAAUCACUCAUCGACAUGUCACGCCUAUCACAGUCUACGAUCUGACAAAAUAUCAACCUCCAAGUGCUGCCUUGCCGGACACGGACAAGAAACGACCCGAUCCUAUAAAAUGGCUGGAGGAGAACUCGAAUAACAGACACUCUGUGCUUGACAGUUAUCUAUCACGGUUUGGAAUGUCAGGUCAUGGAAAACCUCGAGCAGCAUUGAUCAGUUUGGUGCGGAACUCUGAGCUACAAGGUAUGAUGCAGAGCAUGAGGCAGUUGGAGUACAGGUGGAACAGCAAAUACCAGUAUCCGUGGAUUUUCUUCAACGAUGAGCCAUUCACGGAAGAAUUCAUAGCAGCGACUCGAAAUUCAACAACAGCAAAAUGCUACUACGAAAUUGUGCCGAAGGAACAUUGGUCACUUCCAGAUUGGAUUGACGAGAGCCGAUUCAUGAACAGUCUGGAGUAUCUUGGGACCAUUGGUGUAGGGAAGGGAUGGAUGGUCAGCUACCAUCAUAUGUGUCGAUGGAAUAGCGGAUUCUUCUACAAGCAUCCAUUUCUGAGGAAUUAUGACUGGUAUUGGAGAAUCGAGCCAGACGUUCACUACUUCUGCGACAUCGACUAUGACGUCUUCCGCUUCAUGCGCGAUAAUAACAUGAAGUAUGGCUUCAACAUGAACAUUCUUGACGAUGCCCGCUCGUUUCCCUCAUUAUGGAGUCGUACACGAGCUUUCGCAGCAGAUCACCCGCACUUGAUCCAUCCCGAAGCGGACUUAGGCUGGCUUCUUGACUCUCAAGCCGGAGGCGAGUAUAACAAUUGCCAGUUCUUCUCCAAUUUCGAGAUUGGCUCCCUCGACUUCUGGCGUGGUGAAGCCAACGAGGCAUACUUCAACUGGCUUGACAAAGCAGGUGGCUUCUAUUACGAACGUUUUGGCGACGCUCCUGUUCAUACUCUAAGUGUUGCUAUGUUCGUACCGAAGAGUGAAAUCUGGUACUUUAGGGAUAUAGGUUAUCAGCAUGAUAUCAACCAUCACUGUCCUCCGCACAGGGAAGCGAAGUGUAGCUGCCAGCCAACCAGAAUCGACGAGAGUUUCUAUAAACUUGUUCCAUUAGAGAGUCCUCAGAGGAAGCCAGCAGAUACUUGUAUUAGACAGUUUCUAGGCGGAGAGUGGUUGAAGAAGAAAGAAGGGUGGACAAUGGCUGGUGAGAAGGCAUUUGGUGGGGAUGGCUACCAUGGGUACGAGCUGUUGGGAGACGAGUAA
Mollisia scopiformis is the source of this 1527-nucleotide messenger RNA. RefSeq lists its product as uncharacterized. Lineage: Eukaryota; Fungi; Ascomycota; Leotiomycetes; Helotiales; Mollisiaceae. Bases 1 to 1527 code for a protein of 508 amino acids. Gene Ontology annotation, biological process: cell wall mannoprotein biosynthetic process; protein O-linked glycosylation; protein N-linked glycosylation. The transcript is spliced from 4 exons. Gene Ontology annotation, cellular component: membrane; Golgi apparatus. Gene Ontology annotation, molecular function: alpha-1,2-mannosyltransferase activity. The record is from RefSeq and is a predicted model, not a curated record.